Molecule: messenger RNA, 1439 nt
Organism: Amphiprion ocellaris (clown anemonefish)
Lineage: Eukaryota; Metazoa; Chordata; Actinopteri; Pomacentridae
Exons: 10
Coding region: 1-984 (327 amino acids)
Biological process (GO): cell surface receptor signaling pathway
Molecular function (GO): transmembrane signaling receptor activity
Source: RefSeq, a predicted model, not a curated record
AUGGAGGUUGCAGCUCUCAUGUUGAUGCUGCUGGUUGUACAUGUGGAGCAAAGUUAUCCUCAGACAUCUGGUGCAAAUGUUCACAUCGUUCCAUCCAGACUUCAGCUGUUUGAAUACGAGCCGGUCUCUUUUAUCUGCGAUGGGUUGAACACCUCCGCCGGAUGGAAAGUGAGGAACAUGAAGAAAUUCAUUCAGAGAUGUUCCAACAGCCCAACGUUGACCUGCAGCAUCCAGAAUUCCUUUGUGUCAGACAGCGGACAAUACUGGUGUGAAAAUGCAGAACAGAGGAGUAACGCUGUCAGCAUCAACGUCACCGCUGGUUCUGUGAUCCUGGAGAGUCCUGUUCAUCCCAUAAUGGAGGGAGAAGCUGUGACUCUUGGCUGCAGACACAAGACGACGUCCUCCAACUUCACAGCUGAUUUCUACAAAGAUGGCCGCCUCACUGGGAGCAGCUCCACGGGAAACUUGACAAUCAGAAGACUUUCUAAAUCCGAUGAAGGACUCUACAAGUGUAUGUCUGGACAUGAAGUAUCUCCAGAAAGCUGGCUGGCAGUCAGGAGUAAAUCCAACACAGGUGGAGGCGUGACCCCAGAGAAUCCUGUGAAUGAAGAUUCUAAAGGCUCAGUGAAACAAAGUCAGGACUCAAACACACAACAAACACACAAAACAGUUGUGUUCCCAGCAGCAAACAAACAGAUGACUUUUCUGCUCCAUAUCUACGUCCUGCUGUGGGUUUCCAUCGCUGUUGUGUUGACUCUGCAGCUGCUAGUGUUGGGACUGCUUUACUGGAAGAGACAACUCGUCUUACUAGAGAUACAGAUGACUGACCCCAGCAAGGACUUGGACCCAGUGCCCAACAAAGUCAAGAAAAACAAAGAUGCUGCAGAUAGUUUGAGCCUCGACUUCGAGACAAACCACAGCAAGAACCCAGAAAAAGAUGAAGAUGAAUUCCUGCCUCAAACUUUUCAGUCCACUCACUGGUGACUCUCUGCAGGUUUUUUGCUAAUGUCAUUUUUUUCUUCACUGGAGGCUCAGUUUUCUCUCUAACAUGAAGUCCUGCACCUCUGUGGAAACAGAACAACCACGAUUAAGGAGGCAGAACUCUGAAAUGCCAAAAAUGACUUUUUACUUUCCAACAAAGAGCCCUAUUGUGGUCAUGAGACUCUAUUUGCUACCUUUGGGAUGCUGUUAAGUUAAUCUAGGAUUUUCUUUUUGUUUUCAUGAUGAAUAAUUCAAGCAAGCAGCUGAUUAUUAGCCUGUUUCUGUUUCUUAAAGAUCACUGACAGCAGAAUUUCCCUGAAUGAAGGAGACAAUGGGAUAAUUUGCUUUCUAAUUACAGUUACUGAGAUUGUGUUCAGUUUUAUUUCUUAGAUGUUCAUUUAGUGAAAUAUUUCGAUGCCAGUGUGUUUGUAUUCUCAAGUUUUUGAUAAUAUAAAACA